This is a messenger RNA of Scomber scombrus (Atlantic mackerel), 1915 nucleotides long. It is a transcript of the gene rdh12, whose product is annotated as retinol dehydrogenase 12. The transcript is spliced from 7 exons. Lineage: Eukaryota; Metazoa; Chordata; Actinopteri; Scombriformes; Scombridae. Bases 57 to 1013 code for a protein of 318 amino acids. The record is from RefSeq and is a predicted model, not a curated record.
GCGUCCUGCAGGGAGAGAGACGGGAAAGCGCAAAAAAAAAAAUCCGCGUUUUUAGGAUGUUUCUUUUAUUAAUUAUCGCAGGCCUCGGAGUGGUGACGUUACUGGUGAUCACAUUUGCACAACACAUACGACAAUAUGCAGCAGGAGGAGUUUGCAAGUCUACAGCUCGCCUCGAUGGGAAGACCGUCCUCAUCACUGGAGCCAACACAGGGAUCGGGAAGGAGACCGCCCUGGAAAUGGCAAUGCGAGGGGCUCGGGUGAUUAUGGCAUGCCGAGACACAGCAAAGGGUGAGGAUACUGCUGCCAGUAUCCUAGCUGCGUACCCCAAAGCAGAUGUGGAAGUUCGAGAGCUCGAUUUGGCAGAUACCUGCUCUAUACGAGCUUUUGCACAGAAAUUCCUGAGAGACGUAAACCAUCUUCAUAUCCUCAUCAAUAAUGCAGGGGUGAUGAUGUGCCCCUACACGAAAACAGUUGAUGGCUUUGAGAUGCAUAUCGGGGUCAAUCACUUAGGUCACUUCCUGUUGACGUUCCUCCUGAUCGGGCUGAUGAAGCGCAGUGCGCCGGCCCGGAUCGUGGUGGUCUCGUCUCUGGCUCAUAACUUCGGCUGGAUCCGUUUCCAUGACCUUCAUAGCCAGGGCAGCUACAACAGCGGAUUAGCGUACUGCCAGAGCAAGCUGGCAAAUGUGCUCUUUGCCAGAGAGGCUGAACGCAGACUCAAAGGCUCCAAUGUGACAGUGAACUCAGUCCACCCUGGGACGGUGAACUCUGACCUGACCAGACACUCAACCCUCAUGACGAUACUUUUCAGCGUCAUGUCUAUGUUCCUGAAAACACCACAGGAAGGAGCGCAGACCAGCAUCUACUGUGCCGUGGCAGAAGAGCUACACUCAAUCUCUGGGAAACACUUUAGCGACUGCGCCCCUGCCUUUGUAGCCCCACAGGGCAGGAGUGAGGACACAGCGAGGAGACUAUGGGACAUCAGCUGCGAGCUUCUUGGUAUCGAGUGGGACUGAUUCAACUUUUAAACGCCAUUUAUCUCAGUUCUCAAAGGAGUCCUUAUCCUUUCUGUUAUCAUUAAUUUCAUCACUAUGGUUUUGAUGUUCUCUACUUUGAACGUUUCUUACCUUAAGAGAUUUCAGCAGUCAGGUAAUAAUGUAAGAGGUACUAUAAUGUGAAGUUGCUUUUUUGUGUAAUAAUGCAGUAAUUACAUUAUAAUAACUUGAGUAUUUUGGUGCCUCACAAUCCAAAACCACUCAGCUGUAUUAUCAUGUGAGCGCAAAUACUUUUUGACUCUAUAUUUUUGUGACACAAUGUGAAUCCAGUUUAGGCAAAAAAGCAACUUGAUGUAUUGCAAUGCUGUAGGAUACUGUGUAGGGUCAAGCCAGGGUAAAUGACCAGCAUCUUUAUCGAAUAUUGUGUUUUGUUUUUAUUGCUCCUGAAUUUACAGCCAAAUUGCUUGACUUUUGUGCCAGUAUUUCUAAAAUAUUGCAGGGGUUCUUACAGAGUUUCCAGGUUGAUUAAGAAAAUUAGUAAACUAUCAAAAAUUAGCUUCAGUCUGAGCCACGAUUACAGCUUCAAUUGCAUAAAUGUAUUUUGUGAUAACUGUAAUACAUGUUAUAUAAAAGUUUUUCUAUUUUAACAAAGUCAGAGUUAGAAUCAUGCCAUUCCAAUAUUUGCAGAGAUUUUUUUUUUUCCCGUAAGCAUUGUCAGAACUGCCCAUUCCUGCAGGAAACUAGGGUUUUACAUUCAUACGGAUUUCCCUUUUCAUCUUUCCUUUUCAGCAUUCACAUGCAAGGUUGCCAAGAGUUUACAUUCUGUGUUUUAUACGAGUGAAACAUGCCUUUUACUACACUUACAUUCUUGUUAAGAGUUGAAUGUUUACAUUUGAUGUAAAUAAAAAGAAAUAUUACUACAA